Hibiscus syriacus is the source of this 2132-nucleotide messenger RNA. Its product is annotated as heterogeneous nuclear ribonucleoprotein 1-like. The transcript is spliced from 5 exons. The record is from RefSeq and is a predicted model, not a curated record. Bases 219 to 1637 code for a protein of 472 amino acids. Lineage: Eukaryota; Viridiplantae; Streptophyta; Magnoliopsida; Malvales; Malvaceae. Gene Ontology annotation, molecular function: RNA binding.
AAUUAAAAAUAGAAAAGAGACAGCAGAAGAAUAGAAAGAGCUAAACUCUGUCUCCAUUGUCAUCAUUCAUCAUCGUAGAUCUUGAUUAUUUCCAUUAUGGAACUCUGGGUUGUUCUCUGAUUGGUGCAUGAAGUUUUUCAGAUGAUCCUAGAUUGGAUUUGACAACUACCCAGUUUUCUUUGAUCGGAUUCUGUCUAUAAUUCACAUCGAAAGAUAAGAUGGAAUCAGAUCUUGGUAAACUCUUCAUUGGUGGGAUAUCUUGGGAUACUGAUGAGGAACGUCUCAAGGAGUAUUUCAGGAAGUAUGGAGAAGUGGUGGAGGCAAUGAUAAUGAGAGAUCGUGUCACCGGUCGUGCCCGUGGCUUCGGUUUCGUUGUCUUUGCUGAUCCUGCUGUUGCCGAGAGAGUAAUUAUGGAUAAGCAUAUGAUCGACGGUCGUACGGUUGAGGCAAAGAAGGCUGUCCCUAGAGAUGACCAAAACAAUUUAAACAGGAACAUUGGUGGCAUCGCUGGAUCUCCCGCACCUGGUCGCACAAAAAAGAUUUUUGUGGGAGGUUUAGCGUCUACAGUCACUGAGAGUGACUUUAAGAAUUACUUCGAUCAGUUUGGUACAAUUACUGAUGUUGUAGUGAUGUAUGAUCAUAUCACACAAAGGCCGAGAGGGUUCGGCUUCAUCACUUAUGAUUCAGAGGAAGCAGUAGACAGAGUCCUUCACAAAACAUUUCACGAACUCAAUGGUAAACUGGUUGAGGUCAAGAGGGCAGUCCCUAAAGAACUAUCUCCAGGCCCCAGCCGUAGCCCUGUUUUAGGAUAUAAUUAUGGUUUGAGUCGGGCUGCCAACAUCCUCAAUAAUUAUCCUCAAGGAUAUAAUCUAAGCCCUCUAGGAGGCUUUGGAGUCAGGAUGGAUGGUAGGUUUAAUCCUCUCUCUAGUGCUCGAACAGGGCUUCCUCCAUUUAACACCACCGGAUAUGGAAUUGGUAUGAAUAUAGAACAAGCAAUGAACCCGAGCUAUGGUGGGAGUUCCAACUUUGCCAACAGUCUGGGGUAUGGGCGGAUAAUUAGCCCCUAUUAUAAUGGGAAUCCAAACAGGUUUAGCACUCCUAUUGGCUAUGGUGUUGGAACUGGAAGAAAUUAUCCUAGUUUGAGCUCCCCUACUCGUAAUGUUUGGGGAAAUGGAGGCCUUGGCAAUGCCACAAAUUCUUCCGGCCCUGAGAGUGACUUGGGGACUGCAAGUGGGAAUUUUAGUGCUUUGGGAAAUAGUGGGGCUAAUUGGAGCCCUUCUCUGCCUAUGCAAAGUGGAGGUAACACCGGUGGGAAUUCUGGUUAUGUGAGUACCAAUGAUAACAUUGGUUUUGCAAGGGCAGGAUACGGAAGAAACACUGGCACUGUUGCAGCUCCAUCAUCAUCAUUUGCUGGAUCAACGGGUAAUUUUGAGGGGUCCUAUGGGGAUCUUUACCGUGGUGGUUCAGUUUAUGGUGACCCAACUUGGCGGUCUGCAACUCCUGACUUGGAUGGUUCUGACUCAUUCGGGUAUGGGCUUGACAAUAUAUCCUCAGAAGUUGCUGCAAGAACAUCCGAGGACUAUGUUGGAAGUUACAGUGUUGGUAAUAGACAGACCAAUAGAGGAAUUGCUGCCUAGGAGAUCUGUUAUUCGGAUAUCGGAAGUUAUUAUGUAGAGUGAAUGAAUUUUCGGGUUAUUGAUUUGGUAAUACAUUUGAAGCGAGCAGUUUACAAGCGAUUUUCUGUAAGGUUUGAGAUCCGAUUUGAUUUGAUUUUUUUUUUGUUCUGUUUUAUUUUAGUAGUGAACAUUUUAGGUUCCUUUCUUGGCAUUUGAGUGAGGUAUACAAUCAGGUUGUGGGAUAUAUACUUUGGAGGAUUGAUUCCGAUUAAACAUACCAUGCAUCUCCGAAAAAAUUGUACCGGUAGUGGCACAUCAAAAUAGGUUAUGAAUAUUUUUUCCAGUUUUCCUUUAUAUAACCUUUUCAGCUGCCAGAAUGCCUAGCAGGGCUGCUUCUUCUUCUUGUCCUUACGGUUUCUUCGUAUUAUCCGGAAUCAAUUUUCUCUCAGAUUGUAAGGAGUUUCUGUUCAAGUUAUUAGUGUGAAACAUUAGACUCUUAGAGGGAUAUCCAUAAAA